UCUAAUGGCGGACGGGGAGGCAACGCUGCCGGUCGCCGACUGCGGGGGGGCAGGUCUCGGGCCCCCGGCAAGUGCUCUGGGCAUAUGCAAGGGGUUUCCACCCGGCGGCGACGCGAGCCUCCCCUCGACCCCGAGUGGGCCCUGGCGCGGCGGGGUCGACGCUGGGUGGGCCGAUUCGGGGGAACAGGAUUCCCCUCUGGCGUCGAGGCUGCGCUCGCCCUUCCCCCUCUCCCUCCGGGAGAAGGCUUGCUGCCCUCCGCCUCCUCCCUCCAGGUUUUGCCUUUCACGUGGGUUUUGGUCCCAAAUAAAUAUUUCACGCCGUCUUGCUCCACUUUACGUAGGAGGGGGUUGUUGGUCACGGCCUGGGGGGCAGUAAUCGAAGGGCCGAACCUCCUUGACCUCUUAUUCCCUUCUCUGCCUCCUCUUGGUGGAAAGGGCUUGGUUCUCCCACCUGGUUAGAUGUUCUUGAUCCAUUUUUCAUUUUUCCUCUUAUCCCAGGACCAGGAAUCGUCUUCAGCCCUACCUGGUACAUCUUGGGCAGAAAGUGAGGAGGAAAACACCCCCAUUGUUCUUUGGCAUGGACGCAGGUUCAGUGGGAGGAUUAGACUUGACUGAUCAGACUCCUGUUUUAUUAGGCAGCACGGCCAUGGCAACCAGUCUCACGAAUGCAGGAAACUCAUUUAGCGGUCCGCCUAAUCCUUUAGUUCCUAGAUCCAGUAAAUUCCAGAACUCAUCCGUGGAAGACGAUGAUGACGUUGUUUUUAUCGAACCUGUACAACCUCCCCCGCCUCCUGCACCUGCCGAUCAGAGAACCGUGACAUUUACAUCAUCAAAAAAUGAAGAGCUGCAAGGAAAUGAUUCCAAAGUUCUGCCUUCCUCAAAAGAAUUGGCUUCUCAGAAGGGAAGUGUAAGUGAGACAAUUGUCAUUGAUGAUGAAGAGGACGUGGAAACAAACCAAGGGCAAGAGAAAAACUCCAAUUUUAUUGAACGGAGACCUUCUGAGACUAAAAACAGAACCAAUGAUGUGGAUUUCUCCACUUCCAGUUUUUCAAGAAGUAAGGUAAAUGCAGGAAUGGGUAGUAGUGGUAUCACCACAGAACCAGACUCUGAAAUUCAGAUUGCUAAUGUUACCACCUUAGAGACAGGUGUAAGCGCUGUGAAUGACGGCCAAUUAGACAGUACUGACGGGCGAGACAUGAACUUAAUGAUUACACAUGUAACGUCACUGCAGAAUGCCAGCUUGGGAGAUGUCUCUAACGGACUGCAGUCAAGUAAUUUUGGUGUUAAUAUACAAACAUACACCCCAUCUUUAACUUCACAGACCAAGACUGCAGUAGGACCUUUUAAUCCUGGUAGAGUGAAUGUGGCAGGAGACGUAUUUCAGAACGGAGAGUCUGCAACUCAUCAUAACCCUGAUUCUUGGAUCUCCCAGUCAGCAUCAUUUCCCCGUAAUCAGAAACAGCCGGGGGUGGAUUCUUUAUCACCAGUGGCCUCGCUUCCUAAACAGAUUUUCCAGCCUUCUGCCCAACAGCAACCCACUAAACCAGUUAAAGUCACUUGUGCAAACUGCAAAAAGCCUUUACAGAAGGGACAGACAGCUUAUCAGCGCAAAGGAUCAGCUCACCUCUUCUGUUCCACCACCUGCCUCUCUUCCUUCUCUCACAAGCCUGCUCCAAAGAAACUUUGUGUUAUGUGUAAAAAAGAUAUAACUACGAUGAAAGGAACCAUUGUUGCUCAAGUGGAUUCAAGUGAGUCCUUCCAGGAAUUCUGUAGCACGUCUUGUUUGUCUCUCUAUGAAGACAAGCAGAACCCCACUAAAGGAGCUCUGAAUAAAUCAAGGUGUACAAUUUGCGGUAAACUAACAGAGAUACGCCAUGAAGUUAGCUUUAAAAAUAUGACUCAUAAGCUGUGCAGUGACCACUGCUUUAAUAGAUACAGGAUGGCCAAUGGUCUGAUAAUGAAUUGCUGUGAGCAGUGUGGGGAGUACUUGCCCAGCAAAGGUGCUGGGAACAACGUCUUGGUCAUUGAUGGUCAGCAGAAGAGAUUUUGCUGUCAAAGUUGUGUCAGUGAAUACAAGCAGGUAGGUAGCCACCCAAGCUUCCUGAAGGAGGUUCGAGAUCACAUGCAGGACACUGUGCUGAUGCAGCCCGAGAAAUAUGGAAAACUGACCACCUGUACUGGUUGUCGAACACAGUGCAGGUUUUUUGACAUGACCCAGUGCAUAGGUCCUAAUGGAUACAUGGAGCCAUAUUGUUCAACUGCUUGCAUGAACAGUCACAAGACAAAAUAUGCAAAAUCACAAAGUUUGGGAAUUAUUUGCCAUUUUUGUAAGCGAAACUCUUUACCUCAGUAUCAAGCCACAAUGCCUGAUGGAAAACUGUAUAACUUUUGCAAUUCCAGUUGUGUGGCUAAAUUUCAGGCUCUCAGCGUGCAGUCCUCUCCAAAUGGCCAGUUUGUAGCGCCCAGUGAUAUUCAGUUGAAAUGCAACUACUGCAAAAAUUCCUUUUGUUCAAAACCAGAAAUCCUGGAAUGGGAGAACAAAGUGCAUCAGUUCUGCAGCAAAACUUGCUCAGAUGACUAUAAGAAGCUGCAUUGCAUAGUUACGUAUUGCGAAUACUGUCAAGAGGAGAAGACUCUUCAUGAAACAGUAAAUUUCUCUGGCGUUAAGAGACCUUUCUGUAGUGAAGGCUGCAAACUAUUGUACAAACAGGAUUUUGCAAGACGUUUAGGACUGAGAUGUGUUACUUGCAACUAUUGCUCUCAGCUGUGUAAGAAGGGGGCAACGAAGGAGCUGGACGGCGUGGUGAGGGACUUCUGCAGCGAGGACUGCUGUAGGAGGUUUCAGGACUGGUACUACAAGGCCGCGAGGUGCGACUGCUGCAAGUCUCAGGGGGCGCUCCGGGAGCGGGUGCAGUGGCGCGGGGAGAUGAAGCACUUCUGCGACCAGCACUGCCUGCUGCGCUUCUACUGCCAGCAGAACGAGCCCAACAUGGCCACGCAGAAGGGGCCCGAGAACUUGCACUAUGAUCAGGGUUGUCAGACGUCCCGAUCCAAAAUGACAGGCUCAGCACCUCCCCCUUCUCCGACCCCCAACAAGGAGAUGAAGAACAAAGCGGUUCUGUGCAAGCCUUUAACCAUGACCAAGGCCACUUACUGCAAACCCCACAUGCAGAGCAAGUCCUGUCAGACGGACGGCGGCUGGAGGGCGGAGCGCGUGCCGGUGCCCGUGCCGGUGCCUGUGUAUGUGCCGGUGCCCAUGCACAUGUACAGCCAGAGCGUGCCCGUGCCUACCACACUCCCCGUUCCCGUGCCGGUUCCCGUGUUUCUGCCCGCCCCCUUGGACAGCAGUGAGAAGAUCCCUGCAGCAGCGGAGGAGCUAAAAAGCAAAGUUUCUUCAGAGCCUCUCGAUACAGAGCUGCUCACGGUGACAGACGUGAUGACCGAGGAUGAGGGGGGAGCGGAGGGCGCCGACGUCAACAGUGUGAUUAUGGAGACAGACGUAAUCAGUUCAGACCUCGUGAAGAGCUCUGACCCAGAGACACAGUGCCACGUGCCCGACGUUCCGUACGAGCCUGACCUGGAUAUUGAAAUAGAUUUCCCCAGAGCUGCAGAGGAGCUUGAUGUGGAAAAUGAGUUUUUAUUGCCACCUGUAUUUGGAGAAGAGUAUGAGGAGCAGCCUAGACCUCGAUCUAAAAAAAAGGGAGCCAAGAGAAAAGCGGUGUCAGGAUACCAGUCUCAUGAUGACAGUUCUGACAACUCAGAGUGCAGCUUUCCUUUCAAAUACACGUAUGGUGUCAACGCAUGGAAACACUGGGUCAAGACCAGGCACCUGGAUGAAGAUCUUCUGGUAUUAGAUGAGCUAAAAUCUCCUAAAUCAGUAAAGUUAAAAGAGGACCUCCUCUCUCACACCACUGCUGAACUUGACUACGGGUUGGCCCAUUUUGUCAAUGAGAUCCGACGGCCCAAUGGAGAAAAUUAUGCACCUGACAGCAUCUACUACCUUUGCCUUGGGAUUCAGGAGUACUUGUGUGGUAGUAAUCGAAAAGACAACAUAUUUAUUGAUCCAGGAUACCAGACAUUUGAGCAAGAAUUGAAUAAAAUACUCCGAAGUUGGCAGCCAAGCAUACUUCCAGAUGGGUCAAUCUUUUCUCGAGUUGAAGAAGAUUAUCUGUGGAGGAUAAAACAACUAGGCUCCCACUCUCCAGUAGCUCUUCUGAACACCCUCUUCUACUUUAACACUAAAUAUUUUGGCCUGAAAACUGUGGAACAACACUUAAGACUUUCCUUUGGCACUGUGUUUAGGCAUUGGAAAAAAAACCCCGUAACAAUGGAAAAUAAGGCAUGUCUUCGAUACCAGGUGUCUUCCUUGUGUGGAGCAGAUAAUGAAGAUAAAAUUACUACUGGAAAAAGAAAACAUGAAGAUGAUGAGCCAGUCUUUGAACAAAUUGAAAACACAGCCAACCCUUCCAGAUGUCCUGUGAAGAUGUUCGAGCGCUACCUGUCCAAAAGUCCACAGAAUCUUAAUCAGAGAAUGGAUGUUUUUUAUUUGCAACCAGAAUGCUCUAGUUCUGCAGAUAGCCCUGUCUGGUACACGUCUGCGUCACUGGACCGAAACACCUUGGAAAACAUGCUCGUACGGGUUCUUUUAGUAAAAGAUAUUUAUGAUAAAGACAAUUAUGAACUGGACGAAGACACAGACUAAAAAAGGAACGUUUCAGAAGCAAUCGGGAUAAAACAGCAUUAGGUAGUCAUGCUGCUAGGUCUUCAUUAUGGAAACAUUUCAAGUUUACUCCUUCUGUUCUGAGUUUUGUAGCAUUGCACCCACACUGGGUACUACCGUGUAAAUAAUCUGUGAGUGGGAGCUGCCCCAUUAUUCUGUGUAGUGGUUUUAGGACACUUACAAAUGCAUUCAGAUUCUUUUUUUUUAUUAUUAUUUAUUGAUUAGGUAUGUUUGUAACUUUUUACAUUGGAAAACAUGAAUGAGAAUGUGCCAUGUAUAAUUUUUCUUGUAGUAAGGAACAUCCAUCUUGCACAACUCUGCUGUUGCAAAGCUCCCUGGGAGGGGCUCUUCUCCUGGACUCCUCACCAGGGGUUGUGUGUGGGGAGCGCUACUAAACCUGAGAACCUGCAGUGUCUUUCAGAAUUUUUAAAAUAAACUGUAAACUACUAGGCUGGGUUUUUUGUUCUGUUCUGGGGGGGGUGUUUGUUUUGCUUUACACUUUAGUUACUGAAGCCUUACAAGGUUCUGUAGAGAGAUACCAUCUUCUGUACCAAAAAUAGAUGAGAGAAUGCUGUCAACGUUGGUGUACUGUACUGUGAAUCUCUACUGGGAAAGAGCUCUUUGUUCCCCUUAUUAAAACCUUAGUGUCCUUUUCUCAUUUGUGGCUUUCUGCAUCACCCCAGACAGUAGUAAUUAUGUUAUAUUUAUAUAUAUGUAUGUGUGCAUAUAUGUAUACAUAUGUAUGUAUAUAUAUGAAGAAUGAUGUUGAAAACAUGAUCAUGGAGACGUUUUCCUUGUAAAAAUGUCUGAUGAAAGUAUAAAAUUCUGUUUUCUGUGUCAGCCAUAGGUAUUCAAAAUCCCCUUUGUUAUGGAAGUUUGUUUUUCUCUCCCCUUUCAAGGACACAGAUCAUUUGCAGUAUCUGGUGGGCCUCUGAAACCUUACCAGUUCCUGAGCGUUCUCAUGCCUGCCCUCGGGUAGGACGGAGGCACACACUGGGUGAGAUUGCGUGUAAGAAUGCCACUCUGGAAGCAGUUACAGUAAGACAGCAUCUGCUUUACUGUGAAGAUCACCAGUGUAGCGGCUGGUACUUUAGGUGGCUGGAGGACAAGGAAACAAACUGAUGGAUAAUGUGUAUCUCAGAGGAACUUGGUCGGAUGUUAAGAUUGUUUGGCUUUUACAUUUUAAUUACUUCUUAUAGAAGGUUGCAUUAAAAACUUUGUAUUUCUGCAUAGCAA
Molecule: messenger RNA, 5956 nt
Organism: Vicugna pacos (alpaca)
Lineage: Eukaryota; Metazoa; Chordata; Mammalia; Artiodactyla; Camelidae
Source: RefSeq, a predicted model, not a curated record